Daphnia magna is the source of this 2504-nucleotide messenger RNA. It is a transcript of the gene lft, whose product is annotated as LIX1-like protein. Gene Ontology annotation, biological process: autophagosome maturation. The coding region runs from base 452 to 1513 and encodes 353 amino acids. Gene Ontology annotation, cellular component: cytoplasm. The record is from RefSeq and is a predicted model, not a curated record. The transcript has 5 exons. NCBI's taxonomy places the organism in Eukaryota, Metazoa, Arthropoda, Branchiopoda, Diplostraca, Daphniidae.
UUUCGCACGCAACACAUUCCGUUGCAAAGUUAUUCUAACCCCAUCCGGAUACGAACGUGAUGUAAUAGACGAAUGUAAUAGGCUCCUCCCUCCUGGAAAGUGGGAGGAGCCUGUCGAUGCCGUGAUACACACACACAGAGAAAGGAGGAGGAGUUUGACGGAGUAUAUAGCGACGCGAGUGUAAUCAUCCCGGCCGUCAUUGCAGCGUGCACUUCCAUCGGCUGACGACGGAGCCAAUUCUCUUUCAUCUUUGGAUUAUUUUCAAAAUUUGUGAGAGAAAAUAAAAAAGAAGAAGAAGAAAAAAAACAAAAACACUUUCGGAUUAAUUCCAUCAUGUUAAUGUGAUAGUUCUCCAGUGCUCUUUAGUGACGUGUGUGUUAUUGUUUUUUUUUGGCGCCCUUUUUUGUUUCAUUUGAAAAGGGUUUUUUAAAAAGAAAAAAAGAGAGAAGCCAUGAUGCAACAUCAUCAAACGGGACGGCCAGUUGCUGGAGCGAGUAGCAACGCUAGUAACAAUAGCGGCAACACUGUCAUCAACCGUUCGAAAGGGAUGAAGAGUUCGCGUGAAGCGCCAGCCGCUUCGGCGGCCAGCGGAUCGACGGCCGAGGCUGUCCACCAUCAUCACCACCACAACAACAACAACAACAACACGACGCUGAAAGGCGGCGCUGCCGUCGCCUCGACGUCGGCCGCCGCUUCGGCCUCCAACGAGUUCAAAACGAAGACCGUUCUGAAAGAGGCCGUCGAUGCCGUUGUCAGCAGCUUCGCCAAACAUAGUCAAGGAUACGGUCGAGUGAACGUGGUGGAAGCGCUGCAAGAGUUCUGGCAAAUGAAACAAGCUCGAGGGGCCGAUUUGAAAAAUGGAGCCCUCGUCAUUUACGAAUCGGUGCCGUCCUCUUCGCCGCCCUACGUCUGUUACGUCACAUUGCCAGGUGGAUCCUGUUUCGGCAGUUUUCAGAAUUGCCCUACUAAAGCGGAGGCGAGACGCAGCGCCGCCAAGAUCGCGCUGAUGAAUUCCGUUUUUAACGAACAUCCGUCCAGGCAAAUCUCUGACGACUUUAUCGAAAAAGCUGUCGCCGAAGCCCGAGCCUCUUUCAAGGGCGAUCCGGACGAGGCGGACAAUCCGAAUACGGGCAUUGGUGCCUUCCGCUUUAUGCUGGAGGCCAAUAAAGGGCGGACGAUGCUGGAAUUCCAGGAGCUGAUGACCGUCUUCCAGUUGCUGCACUGGAACGGCUCUCUGAAAGCGAUGCGUGAACGCCAGUGCUCCCGACAGGAGGUGGUGGCUCACUACUCGCACCGCGCCCUCGACGACGACAUGCGCUCACAAAUGGCCCUCGACUGGAUCGCUAGAGAACAGGAGACUCCCGGUAUCGUUAGCCGCGAAUUAAACAUGGCCGAACGGGAAUUAGAAGCUGCCCGCUUGGCUGGACGAGAGCUUCGUUUUCCCAAGGAAAAACGAGAAAUCCUGAUGCUCGCCUGUUCUCAAGUGGCCCACGGGGACGGACUGUCCAGUUAGAUGUUCACAUUUUUUUUAGAAAACAAAUCAAGGAUUUGGAAAAUAAUUCGCAAUCGUUCAAGUCCCGCCGUUCAGCAAUGUGGAUUUGAUUAGGACGGACAAGUAUACACAUCAUUUGUUUUAAUGUAACACACCAUUUUGUUUUUGAUGUCUCAUUUCUCAUAGUGCGUGUACAAGUUGUGUGUGUGUGUGUGUGUGUGUAUUUUGUGCGGUUAUGUUUUCGUUUGUGUAUAACAUGUAAGGAUCGACGUGGCUCUUGUUGUGUUUAUCUCUCAAUGAUGCGCGUUAUUUUUUUGUUUGUUUUUAUUAUUAUUAUUUUUUAAUAAUCAAUGUCAAAUCGUAUAUACUUGUAAUAAUUGUGUCUAAUUGUUGGUGAAUAUUUGCAUCCCUCCUUUAAAAAAACAAAAAAUGUGGACUUUCUUCUUCCCGGUGUUUAUUUCUUCCCAAUUUCUUCCAAAAAGAAAAAAACAAAACAAACAUAGAGGCUGUUAUUCAAAGCCAAUUACACACACACACACACACACAGUAAAAUCAAAUUCAUUUCACGUCCCCCAAAAAUUCCAGUUUUUUUUUCAAUCUCUGCUAUUUCCAGUGACAAAUCAGCCCCAUAUCCAGCCCCGCUUUCUUUUCUUAAAAACACACGCAACAUAAUUAGAAAGAGAGAGAGAGAGAGAUAAAGCUCCGGAAAGAGAAACACGACACGAAGAAAGAAGAUGCCAUCCAUUGUUUUGUUGUUUUUUUUUGUUUUAACGCAUUAGUUCGUUGAUUAACUAACAAACAAAGAAGAAAAAAACAACAACAACAACGACAAGACACACAAAUUUUGGAAAUCGAGAGAUAAAGGGAGAGAGAUACGUAAAAAAAAAAAUGAAUUAAAUCAGAAGGAUUAAAAAAAAUAAAAAAUCAAUUUGUUUUUUUGUUGCGUGCUUCUGUGUAUCAUAUAUUUUAAAUAGGAAAAAAAAAAGAAACAACUUUUCGUGUUUGCGUGACA